Aspergillus homomorphus CBS 101889 is the source of this 1806-nucleotide messenger RNA. Its product is annotated as t-SNARE syntaxin. The transcript is spliced from 4 exons. Gene Ontology annotation, biological process: intracellular protein transport; vesicle fusion; endoplasmic reticulum to Golgi vesicle-mediated transport. Lineage: Eukaryota; Fungi; Ascomycota; Eurotiomycetes; Eurotiales; Aspergillaceae. Gene Ontology annotation, molecular function: SNARE binding; SNAP receptor activity. The record is from RefSeq and is a predicted model, not a curated record. The coding region runs from base 411 to 1445 and encodes 344 amino acids. Gene Ontology annotation, cellular component: Golgi membrane; SNARE complex; endomembrane system.
CCUCUCUCAAUCUCCCUCUUUCAUUGAAUGCUGCUCGGUCGCUUGCAAUGGCUGCCUUGUAAACCUCUUCUUCACUCUGUCCACUCACCAACAUCUCGGCUCCUCCCUCCGCAUAACGUGCUGUCACCGCCUCCGCCUCCGCCUCCACCUCCACCUCCACCUCCGCCCUGACGAAACGAACGAACACGUCUUCAGUUACCUCCUUAUCGAUUAGUCCGGACUCCGUGCCGUAUAAACCCCCCCCAUAGCACCGCAGCCGACUAUUUGUUCUAGAUUCGGCGAUUAGACGUUCCUCCAUAUAUUCUCGGAGUAUAGUUCUGUGUCUCGCCUGCACCCCUCACAUCCCAUCUCAUCUUCGCCGAAUCGACCUCCCAUCCACACCACCACCCACCACUCUCACAACCCUCACAAUGGCCGGCCCGUCCAUCCAGGAUCGCACGAGCGAGUUCCACGCCAUUCUAGGCCAAGCUCAGAAACGCCUAGCCUCCAACAAAGCCGGAUCUCAGCGCCAGGCGCUCUUGUCAGAUUCCCAACGGCGACAAGCCAAUGGAUCCGCGGACGCACAACACCCAGGCAAGCGACGGUCGGAUUUUGCGCGCAGAGCCGUGGAGAUCGGACGCGGUAUCACGGCGACGACCGCGAAGUUGCAGCGGCUAGCUGAGUUGGCGAAGCGGAAAACACUCUUCGACGACAGACCAGUCGAGAUCUCCGAGUUGACCUACGUGAUCAAACAAGAUCUCGCAUCCUUGAACCAACAGAUCGCCUCGCUCCAGGCGCUCACCCUCUCCCAACAUCCCAAGAACAAUCGAUCCAAGGCCGACCAGGAAGGCGAGCACAAUGACAAUGUGGUUGUCAUGCUGCAAGGGAAACUGGCGGACGUCGGCGCCAACUUCAAGGACGUGCUGGAAGUGCGUACGAAGAACAUCCAAGCCUCGCGCUCCCGCACCGAGAACUUCGUCUCAUCCGUAUCACAAAAGUCGCACACGGCGCUCGAUCCCCAGCGCUCCGACUCGCCGCUCUACAAUCCAUCCGGCCGGAGAACGCCGCAACCGGGCGGCGCCUCCGACCUGUUAACCCUGGAACCCACGAACCCGUCUCCGCUCGGCCGGCCGUCGAUACACUCGGACCAGCAGCUGCUGGUGAUGGAGGAAGCGCAGACAAACAACGCCUACAUCCAGGGCCGCGGCGAGGCGAUCGACGCCAUCGAGCGCACAAUCAACGAGCUGGGCGGGAUCUUCGGGCAGCUCGCCCAGAUGGUCAGCGAGCAGUCGGAGAUGAUCCAGCGCAUCGACGCCAACACGGAGGACGUGGUGGACAACGUGCAGGGCGCGCAGCGCGAGUUAAUGAAAUACUGGACCCGGGUCUCGGGCAACCGCUGGCUCAUCGCCAAGAUGGUUGGCGUUCUAAUGAUCUUCUUCCUUCUCUGGGUGUUGAUAUCAGGAUAGAAACCCCCCACCCCCUUUCCCACAUUCUCCCAAAUUCCCCCCAACCCCCCUAUAAUGUAUUAAUAUCAGGUCCAUGUUCGUAUCUUGCUGUGCCUGAACGAAUUCAUGUACGUAGCCCGUCGUUUACUGAGGCAUGUUGUCUACCUGCCUACCUGCCUACCCGCAACAUGCAGGCUUCGGGUUUCUUUUCUGUUUCUAUUUGCUCUUUCUCCCAUCCUUUUUGGCCAUGGCUAGAUCUUCUAUGUGGAAUCUUUUAUUCGUUUCUGCUAGGUCCCUCAUGUCACUACUAGCACCUUCUUUUUUUUUCAUUCUCAUGCGUGAUAGCAAGCAAUAUGUAUAAAAGCCACAAGUGGUGUCGAAC